AUGAUAUACUCCGAAUUCACAGAUAACACAACUGAUCCUGUUUUAUUUGAAACAUGGAAGCCAAAAAUUGCAAAGUACUUGAAAAAUUUAGAAGACAGUAUUGUAGUUGAAUAUUUGGCGCCAGCAGCAUUAGUUCCAGACGAUCUAGAUAAACCUUUCAAUGCCACCCUAGUUGCUGAUAAGGUAUUGUCCGAGAAAGAAUUGGAUAUUACUUCGAAAUCUGCGUGUUGUUUGGCCAAAGAAAUCUCCGAAGGAAAACUUUCUUCUCUUGAAACUUUCAAUGCGUUUGCCAGAAGAGCAAUUAUUGCCCAUCAGUUGACUAAUUGUGCUAUGGAAUUCUUCAUCGAUGAGGGGCGUGAAAGAGCAAAAGCUUUAGAUGCUUAUUUCAAAAAACAUGGUAAAACAGUUGGUCCGUUGCAUGGAUUACCAAUAUCCUUGAAAGAGCAUUAUAAUUACAAAGGUAGAGUGACCCAUGGAGCUUAUGUGUCACUUAUUGAAAAUGUGACUGAAUCACAUGCUACUACUGUUCAAAACCUUUAUGAUGCAGGUGCUGUGUUUUAUGUUAGAACUACAGAGCCUCAAAGCUUGAUGCAUUUGGAUUCAAUUAAUUUGAUAACAGGCCGUGGUAGAAAUCCUUAUAAUACUUCAUUAGGUCCGGGUGGCUCCUCUAGUGGUGAAGGAAUCAUCGUGCGUAUGGGAGGGUCUAGUAUGGGCGUGGGGACAGAUAUUGGAGGAUCGAUUAGGGCUCCUUCGGCAUUUUGCGGAUGCUGGGGUUUAAAGCCAACCCAAAAGAGAAUUUCGUUGAAAGGUUGUUCUACGACUAUCCCCGGGCAAGAAACCGUUUACUGUCUCAUGGGUCCCAUUUCUAGAUUUUCUGAAGAUUUGAGCUUUUGGAUGAAAAGCGUAAUCGAACAGAAACCUUGGAAAUUUGACUCAACAUUAGUUCCUCUCCCAUGGAGAGAAGUGCCGUUUCCAGAACCAAAAAAGCUUAGGGUUGCUAUAUCUCUUGAUGAUGGCAUUGUGCGUCCCCAUCCACCUAUCGAAAGAGGAUUGAAGUAUGUAAAGAAAAUUUUAGAAAAGAACGGUGUAGAAGUUGUCGAGAUUGACUUGCCAAGAACGUUAGAGGCUUUUGAGGUAGUAAAUAUGAUUUAUUCUGCAGAUAGCAAUAAGGGUCAGCUUGACGCCUUAGGAGCAUCAGGAGAACCUUUGACUCAUUUAACAAAAUGGGCAAUGGGUUAUGGAAAAGGCACUAAUCCAGUCAGUGUUUAUGAAUUAAGAGCACUUACUGCUACUAGAGACUCAAUUAGAGACGAUUACUUGGAAUUAAUGGAAAAAAAUGGCUUCGACUUUAUAUUGGGCCCCACUUAUGCUGGUGUUGCACCGGUUCCUGAUACCCUUCAUUAUUGGGGAUAUACUGCUUUGUGGAAUCUACUUGAUAUGCCAAAUGUCAUCUUCCCAACAGGGCUAUUCCAAGAUCCUUCCAUUGAUCUCGUUGAUGAGAAAUAUAUUCCCAGAAAUGACAUUGAGAAAUAUGAAUAUAAUUUGUACAAAGAUCCAGAAGUAUUUAGAGGAGCUCCAAUCAGUUUGCAGCUCACUGCUAGAAGAUAUGAUGAUGAAGAAUUGUGUAAAUUUGGUGAAUUUGUAGAUGAAUUGCUAAAAUCUUCAUAA
This is a messenger RNA of Priceomyces carsonii, 1668 nucleotides long. RefSeq lists its product as uncharacterized. The coding region runs from base 1 to 1668 and encodes 555 amino acids. NCBI's taxonomy places the organism in Eukaryota, Fungi, Ascomycota, Pichiomycetes, Serinales, Debaryomycetaceae. The record is from RefSeq and is a predicted model, not a curated record. The transcript has a single exon.